Molecule: messenger RNA, 288 nt
Organism: Penicillium vulpinum
Lineage: Eukaryota; Fungi; Ascomycota; Eurotiomycetes; Eurotiales; Aspergillaceae
Exons: 1
Coding region: 1-288 (95 amino acids)
Source: RefSeq, a predicted model, not a curated record
AUGAAGACCUCAUUUGCCGCCUUUGUGCUCGCUCUCUCUGGCUCUGCCGUGGGUGUCCCGUUCUCCAGUGGCACCCACAUUGCAUCCAGCUCCUCUACUGUGUCGACUCCUGUUCAUCGGUCGACCGACACACCUCUUCCCAACCUCUGCCCUGCGUUCACCAUCGCAUCGCCAUCACCCUCCGCUAUUCCUUCUGGAUCCGGGUCUUUGACAUCGCCUCCUAUCCCUUCUAGAUCCGGAUCUUUGACUUCAGCCCCUAUCCCCAGAAGCAGUGGAAGCAGUGCUUAG